Molecule: messenger RNA, 973 nt
Organism: Dendronephthya gigantea
Lineage: Eukaryota; Metazoa; Cnidaria; Anthozoa; Malacalcyonacea; Nephtheidae
Product: golgin subfamily A member 6-like protein 7
Exons: 1
Coding region: 62-814 (250 amino acids)
Source: RefSeq, a predicted model, not a curated record
UGGGCUAAUUUGCCGUUGUCUCUAAAACGUGGCGCAAACAAGCUAUAAAAUUCGUCUACAAAUGGCAACUAAGCCUGCAAGUUCGAAACCAAAGCCAAUGGAGUGGACAGAAGACCACGAUUUAUUGUUAAUGAGAGAAAUGAUGGUUAGUGAUCUUUUUCUUUACAAGAAGGGGAGUCCUAACAGAGGCGUAGUCUGGGAUUCCAUCGUUGAAAAUCUAAACCGAAUCGAAAACCCUGUAUUUGGAUUGAAAGAUAAAAGAAGUGUGCGGGACCGAUGGAACCUGUUAAAGACUAAACACAAAAAGAAAACCAGGGACGAGGAAGCUGCCAGUGGUAUUGAUGUCGAUGACCUUACUGAGAGAGAAAGUAUGAUCGAAGAGCUGUGUGCUAAAGAGGACAGUUUUGUUGAUGUCGACACAGCUCGUAAACAAAAAGAAAGAGAAAAUGCGGAAGACGUCAGAAUGAAGGCUUUAGAGCGUAUGGGAGAAACGAGGAAACGCGGCACGACUGAGGAUGAGGAUUCUAGACCAAAAAAAACACGUAGGGGAAGCAGCGAACUGAUCGAAUACCUUAAACAAAAAUCGAGCACAGACAGCGAACUUCGUCGAGAGGAAAUAGCGCUAAAAAAGAACGAGCAGGAAAUCCAAAAGCAAUCGGCAUCACAAACAGGAGAACAACAGUUAGAAAUGAUGCGAAUGAUGCAAGAUCAACACAAAAAAAUGAUGGAAAGCCAAGCACUGGUGCUUCAGCAACAGCAGCAAAUGUCGAUGGCAUUUUUGUCAACAAUGCAAAAGUUUAUGGAGAAAUUGUAAGAAGCUCUAUUUCCCGAUAUGUCUGUAGUAUAUACACACAUAUGAAUUUUUAUACUUAUAUCGUUGAGUUGCUUUACUGUAAUUGUUUUAGAAUAUAGUUCUAUUGAUUGAAGACAAUUUUCAAGCAAAGAUUUUAAAAAAAAUUAGUUUAUCAUCGAA